Messenger RNA from Nakaseomyces glabratus, 993 nucleotides. It is a transcript of the gene BMT2, whose product is annotated as 25S rRNA (adenine2142-N1)-methyltransferase. NCBI's taxonomy places the organism in Eukaryota, Fungi, Ascomycota, Saccharomycetes, Saccharomycetales, Saccharomycetaceae. The record is from RefSeq and is a predicted model, not a curated record. Gene Ontology annotation, cellular component: nucleolus. Gene Ontology annotation, molecular function: rRNA (adenine) methyltransferase activity.
AUGUUGUCUAGGAAGAGGGUAAGCAUUAGUGGUAAGAAACCGUUGAAGGAGGUGCGGAUCAAGCCCAGCAAAGCGAGGAGAAUCAUCAGGAGGUUCCAUUUCCUGACUAGUAAGCGGGCCCUUAUAUGUGAGUUGUUGGAGCUAGAGCGGCUGCGAGACAAUGAUGAGGAGUAUAACUCGCGUGUGAUAGAUGCCUAUUUGGGCGGCAAGUUGCUGCGGAAGCGGUAUGAAGAAGGGCAGGCCGUUGCAGCUCAGGACGGAAUGAUGGAGUCCCGACUGUUGCAGAUAAGGUCACACUCUGAUAAGCCUGCGAAGGAGGAGCUGUUGCGCUGUUUGGGGUAUAUCCAGCGGGAGAUACGGGAUGGUGGGUUGAAGAACUAUCAGAUGGCUAGCAAAAUCGGGCAAGAUAAGGAUCGCGGCGGUGAUUCUUCGAAGCUGCUGGUGAAAUGGCUCAAAGAGUUGAAUUAUGAUCAGCACACCGAGCUACGUGCAUUGGAGAUCGGCUCCCUGAGUGUAUCGAAUCACAUAUCCCGUUGUAAGAUAUUUGAGGAAGUUGAAAGGAUAGACCUCAAUAGUAAUGAUCCUAAGGGAAUAAAAAGACAAGACUUCAUGAAGAGGCCGCUACCGAGGACGGGUGAGGAGAAGUUCCAUCUGAUAUCAUGUUCCUUAGUGCUAAACUUUGUGAAUACACCUGCGGAACGUGGACAAAUGUGCCAACGGUUCUCCGAAUUCCUGUUCCCUCCCACUAGCGAUGUACCUUCGUAUGUAUUUGUGGUGUUGCCCCUCCCAUGCGUGAAUAACUCACGGUAUAUGACAAUCGACCACUUCACUAUGAUUAUGGACUCCCUAGGCUAUGAAUUGAUACGUUCACAUACAUCACACAAGCUCUUCUACUGCCUGUUGAGACUAUCGCAUCGAGAGUCCAAGCGCAAGUUCCAGAAGAAAGAGAUAAACCCAGGGCCUGGACGCAACAACUUCGCGAUUGUCAUAUAA